This is a messenger RNA of Spodoptera litura, 2240 nucleotides long. RefSeq lists its product as uncharacterized. The record is from RefSeq and is a predicted model, not a curated record. NCBI's taxonomy places the organism in Eukaryota, Metazoa, Arthropoda, Insecta, Lepidoptera, Noctuidae.
UCCAACUCACAAACAAACCAUUCUUGCAGUAGUGAUGUGUCGGUAACAUGUCUAGUGAGGGCUCAGUGACGUCCAGUGGAUCCCGGAUCCGACAAUUCGGGUUGUACAGGACUAUCGAUGCUAGGACCGAGGAGUUCCUAAGGUCGUCCAGGAAAAGGCAGAUAAGGCAAGGAUGCGCCUGCGCUGCUAUUUCAACCGCGAUCACAGUUACCGUUGUCGUUGUAAUUCUUCUGAUCUACGAAUACGCGAUAGCUGUAGAAUGGAGUUUAGUACAAAACAAACAAAUCACGAAUAGAUCCAACGCCACCUGGAGGGACCAGCCUUUUGCCGAUAGACUUGACCGCAGUUACUUUGGACUCGAUCAAGAUUAUUAUGAACGUAUGCCCUUGCUAAUUAAUGCUUUGCAAGAAAGCAGUUACUUUGACCCAACCAUAGAAACAACAGGGCCUUUCGCCAAGAGACGAUACAACAUGACAUUAAUAAAACCGACAACAACGAAACCGACUUUUAAGCCCAGUCCAGUCAGAAGGACAAGUCCUCGACCCUUUUUCUUUGAAUACAGAAGUCCCACUCCACUACCCUUUAGUAAAACCUAUGGCUCAAGAAGUUGGAUAGAACGAUAUCGAAACGAAGAAAGAUUAAAAAAUAUUCGCCAGAUAAUAAAAUAUUUGGAAACCACAAUUAACGCUAAGUCUGGAGACUUACAUUCUAAGCCCUCAAGCACGCACAUUGCUUUUACUGGUGUUUAUAUUGAACCAAUGCUAGAUCAUAAAGGCGUUGAUAUAGAUCCUAAGUCAGACUUGCAACAAGAAAGCUCAGAAAAUAUAAAUCAGUUUAAAUCGAACCAUCUAGCAGAUCCGCUCUUCAAUUUCAAACCAGAAAGUCCUGGAGAAGUCAAUCUGUUAGCUGACGACUUUUUACGAUUUGCACCUAUUCCUACACCGAGUCUAGAUACUGCCCACAAUUAUCCAAUGUUCCGACAGAUUCCAUUUAACAAAAGGAAUUGUCUGGGUAACAAAUGUGAACAAAAUUUUCCAAGUACUAUUGAAAUAAAACCAACUGAAGCUCCACCGCUGAGUACUACCAAAUCAUUUAGUGUUAUGCUCAAUUUGUUUCCCAUGAAAAAGGAACCCACGACCACUUCAAAAUCUUUAGAUAAUAUUUACCUUACAACUUCACGACCUUUGAUACAAUUUAAAAGAAAGUCCAAUGUCGCUUUUCGGCGAAUAUUUACUCCGUAUAAAAGACCGAAAUAUUUAAGCAACAUUAUAAAUAAACAAAAUAAAGUUAUGAAGCCUAAGGAGAAUCAAAAUAAAGAAACACCAACUGCGGAAGGUACACAAAUGAUUGUACACGUUAAAGUGUAUAGUCCUAACGAAAAAACCGAUUUGAAAAACGAAACAACUAAAGUGCAUUCUACGAUACCUUCAACACAAACGAAUCCUUACACUACAAAGGCUCCUAUAGAAUUAUCGACAUCACAAAUAGAAGAUCAUCACAUAGGUAGCUCGGGUUACAUACCAGUUGAAGCUAGUACAGAACCAACUCUUCCAAAAGUGACAACCAUAUUACCAUUCUUUGAAUCGACAACUGACCAUUGGCCAGCUCCCACUGAAGUAUUUCAAUUCAAUGCAGAAGACGCAAAAGUGCCUAAUCAGUAUCUAGAAUUAGAAAGAAGAAGUAAUAACCGUCAAAGUAUACAGAUUAGUAGACGGAAUUCUGGCGAAGAAUUCAAUGAUCAUGAAGAAUUAAGUACACUUAUUGUUAAACUUAAAAAUGAAUACGUAAGAACUACUACAGAAGCUCCUUUGCUUAAAAGUACAGAGAAAGUAGAGGAAACCACAACAGAGUGGACGUAUGUACCCCAAAUAAAUGGUCAUUAUAGACACAUUAAUCAAAAUUUAAAGAAUGGUGAUACUGAGUUGAAUGCGAAUCCAGAGAAUAAUAGAAAAAAGCGUUUAGAGCAAUCAGUAUCGGGUUAUCGUACUUAUGUUCCCAUGUAUGUAGAAAUUAAAAGAAAUCAUAGCCAAACUCCGACCAGCGAUUCUGAGGAAAUUAUUGAUAACAAAGACAGUAAAUAAUGAUUUGUUUCAUUGUGAUUUUAAUGUAAAAUGAUCUAUGUAGUGUAACGAUAAUUAGUUAUAAUUGUAAAUUAUAAAAAUACUUAUUUAUUUUCUGUGUCCCACCGACUUUACUUAUUGCCCAUUAUUGUGUCUUGUGCUCAUUUCAAUUUUGUGGGA